Messenger RNA from Lycium barbarum (goji berry), 1655 nucleotides. Its product is annotated as basic leucine zipper 61-like. The transcript is spliced from 5 exons. Gene Ontology annotation, molecular function: DNA-binding transcription factor activity; DNA binding. The coding region runs from base 171 to 1112 and encodes 313 amino acids. The record is from RefSeq and is a predicted model, not a curated record. Gene Ontology annotation, cellular component: nucleus. Gene Ontology annotation, biological process: positive regulation of DNA-templated transcription. Lineage: Eukaryota; Viridiplantae; Streptophyta; Magnoliopsida; Solanales; Solanaceae.
AAACAAUAUGUAUAUCAUGAUGUUGAUAAUCAUCACUACCGUGUCCUUGUGUUAGCUUAUGUUCUUUUUUCUAAACAUUCCAUGUUUCCUUCACUUCUUCGCUAUAUAUAAAACACAUUCCAAUUCUCAUUUCUAGUUUGGUUUUGCUUCUUUUCAAUUCUUACAAAGAAAUGGCACAUUUACCUCCUAGAGCACCAAACAUGACCCAAAAUUGGCCUGAUUUUUCACAUCAUCAAAAGAAUAUAGAAAAAACAACCACCACCAUCAGUCACCACCACAACCCGUCAUGGGUAGACGAAUUCCUCGACUUCUCAUCUGCGAAACGAGGGUCUCAUCGGAGAUCCAUAAGCGAUUCCAUCGCGUUUCUUGAAGCUCCAAUGGUUGACGAAUGCCGAAUAAGGUUGUCAAGUUCAGGAACAAGGACAACAAGUGCUGAAUUCGAGAGAUUUGAUGAUGAACAACUUAUGUCAAUGUUUAAUGACGACAUUGCGAAUAAUUCUGUUGAACACAACUCCACCAAUCCUUCGUCGCCUUCGGACCAUAACAGCAUUAAUGAAGGUAAGAAAAUGAAUGUGUCUACUCAUGAGCAGAAGCAAAUUCAGGAGCAACAGCAGCUUAAGACUGAACCUGAAGAAGUUGAAAGCUCAUGCAAGUCUGAUGAUGAACAAAAUGCUGCUGAUCUGAAUCCAACUGCUGAUAAUUCUAGCGAAAAAAUCGUUGAUCCGAAGAGAAUCAAAAGGAUCUUGGCAAACAGACAAUCGGCACAAAGGUCACGGGUGAGGAAAUUACAGUACAUAUCGGAGCUAGAACGUAGCGUUACUACACUUCAAGCUGAAGUUUCAGUAUUGUCACCAAGAGUUGCAUUUCUGGACCACCAACGUCUGGUUCUAAAUGUUGACAAUAGUGUCCUCAAGCAAAGAAUCGCAGCUCUUGCCCAAGAUAAAAUUUUUAAAGAUGCUCAUCAAGAAGCCUUGAAGAGAGAAAUAGAGAGGCUGAGGGAAGUUUAUUACCAACAGAACCUAAAGAAGAUGGAAAAUGAUCAGCCAACAAAGACACAACCAGCAGCUGCUGAUGCUAAUGACUCUGAGAAGAAAGAACAGCUCGUCAACUGAUCCCUAUUUUCUGAUCCUUCAGCUAGGAAAAAAAAAAAAAAAAACGUAGCUCGAGGAGAAGCACUAAGCAGAUUCAUGUGGUGUUUGGACCCACCAAGAAAGUUUCCUAUUAUGGAUGGGACAGGAUAAGGUCACUUGAAUUCUUGCAGUGAACUCUCAUUUUUAGGGGACCAUAUAAAGAAGUUAGUUUGUUUUUCUGCUUAGGGAUAGGUGUGUUAUUGUUAUUAUUGUUAUUGUUAUUAUUAUUUUUAUUUUUAAAUAAUUAAUUUCUCUAUUUUAUUUUAAAAAAAAUCUAUCAAACUACCUUCAAAAGGUUUUAUUGUUGGAAGGGGCAAGUGUACUUCUUGUAUUGGGAUGUAUGAGAGGGGAAAAGAGAUUGUUGACUUGUCAGUUAGCUGUUUGAUGUCAGGUUAUGGCACUUUCUUUUUUAUCAGUGUCUUUUGUUGUGAGUGGAUAUUCUUUUUUUAUCUUGUUACUAUGUAUUAUUCUCUCUCAAGUGAGCAAUUCCAUUGAUAAAUGUAAAUAUUCCUUUCAUUUUAUUUA